AGGGAUGGACGCGCGGAGCGACUCGGUGAGCAUGAGCGUAUAUGCUACGCCUCGGGAUCGGGUCCGAAUGUGUCCAAGCUGGGAAUCCAGUCUGGAUUGUCCCUGGCUCCCGAGUUCCGCUGCUGUUGAGAAGCGUACAAUAUGAUGAGCCUCAGGCAGUCCAGCCCCGCACAAUAGGUGUCCCCGGCGGUUACUGUGAUGACAACCGAAGAGAUUCGAGAGAUGAUGGAAACAUUUAUACUUGAAUAGGUAACAAGGUGAAGCAUUAGGCCUCCUUAGCUGGCGAAAACAUGGGGCCGCUAUGGAUAUUCAUGAAAUGAUGCUUAUGACGAUGAUGACGAUGACUGACAUGUUGCAGGGAACAUAAGAACAAUGUUACGGAGUCAUGUAUCAAUCUGUGGAAGGGAACUAACCAUGGGGUAUCCUUAACGCCUGCCGCUGGUGCAACGGAAUCUGCUU
This is a messenger RNA of Parathielavia appendiculata, 459 nucleotides long. RefSeq lists its product as uncharacterized. The coding region runs from base 42 to 245 and encodes 67 amino acids. Lineage: Eukaryota; Fungi; Ascomycota; Sordariomycetes; Sordariales; Chaetomiaceae. The transcript has 3 exons. The record is from RefSeq and is a predicted model, not a curated record.